This is a messenger RNA of Polypterus senegalus (gray bichir), 1154 nucleotides long. RefSeq names its product ras-related protein Rab-3B-like. Gene Ontology annotation, cellular component: plasma membrane; endosome; synaptic vesicle. The record is from RefSeq and is a predicted model, not a curated record. Bases 351 to 1007 code for a protein of 218 amino acids. Lineage: Eukaryota; Metazoa; Chordata; Cladistia; Polypteriformes; Polypteridae. Gene Ontology annotation, biological process: regulation of exocytosis; protein localization to plasma membrane; protein secretion. Gene Ontology annotation, molecular function: GTP binding; GTPase activity. The transcript is spliced from 5 exons.
GCUCGUGUAUCUGGCUCCGCUGCACGCGUGUCCGUGAACGUGCGUGCGUGUGUGUGCGCGCACGAGCUCACUGUGGCUCCACCUCAUACCCCGGGAGGCGCAGAGACCGGAGUCGAGCGCAGCUUUGCCAUUUGCACAGGCAGCCUUCAGAACGAGUUUGCAAGAACAGGACUGGCAAGCGGGCAGGCAGGCUGGCUGAGUGGCACAGACACCAUCUCGGUGCAGGAAUCGUCUGGGAAGGACGCUCUUGAGCCGAAAAUCUUCAUUUGAGACAACACGGACUCACUGCCUGGAGAAGCAUCCUUGAUCUUCGGGUUACCUGCUACGGUGUUGGCACAUUGGGAAUUAAGAUGGCCUCAGUGGACUCGCGCUUUGGCCACAAGGACUCCUCGGACCAGAACUUUGACUACAUGUUCAAGCUGCUGAUCAUCGGGAACAGCAGUGUGGGAAAGACCAGCUUCCUCUUCCGCUAUGCUGAUGACUCUUUUAGCAACUCUUUUGUCAGCACGGUGGGCAUCGACUUCAAGGUCAAGACCGUCUACCGGAAUGACAAGAGGGUGAAGCUGCAGAUUUGGGACACCGCUGGACAAGAACGAUACAGGACCAUCACCACUGCUUACUACAGGGGAGCCAUGGGUUUUAUCCUUAUGUAUGAUAUCUGCAAUGAGGAGUCCUUUAAUGCAGUCCAGGACUGGGCAACUCAAAUCAAGACCUACUCGUGGGACAAUGCUCAAGUGAUCUUGGUGGGGAACAAGUGUGACAUGGAUGAUGAGAGGGUGGUGGCUGCCGAGAAAGGGAAGCAGCUGGCUGACCAGUUAGGUUUUGAAUUCUUUGAGGCGAGCGCCAAGGAGAAUAUCAAUGUGAGGCAGGUGUUUGAACGCUUGGUGGACAUUAUCUGCAUGAAAAUGUCUGAGAGCACCGAGACUGAUCCUGCAAUGGUUAGUGGAACCAAGAACACCCGGCUGACCGAUAACCCACCACCCAUGCAACAGAAUUGCUCCUGCUAGUGAUGUGCACUCACCUUUGACCUGUAAACCUUAAUCGUGUUGUCCACCCCCUCCCCUUUCUUUCUUUUUUUAUUUUUCUUUUGAAAAGAAGGAGGCUGGGAAUUGUGCAACCCCCCCUGUGGUCCCAGUAUAUGUAGCUCAACAGAA